This is a messenger RNA of Drosophila subobscura, 2823 nucleotides long. RefSeq names its product roquin-1 (gene roq). The record is from RefSeq and is a predicted model, not a curated record. Gene Ontology annotation, molecular function: metal ion binding. Lineage: Eukaryota; Metazoa; Arthropoda; Insecta; Diptera; Drosophilidae. The transcript is spliced from 3 exons. The coding region runs from base 2 to 2596 and encodes 864 amino acids.
CAUGCCGAUUCAGGCUCCCUCAUGGACAGACUUUCUGAACUGUCCCAUCUGCGGCAAUGAGUUUGCGGCCAGUCAGCGAUUCCCCAUCAGCUUGGGAUGUGGCCAUACCAUUUGCAAGCUCUGCCUGACCACCCUCUACAAUCGGCAAUGUCCCUUCGAUCAGACCCAAAUUGUCACCGACAUCGACAAUUUGCCCACUAACCAUGCCCUGCUACAGCUGGUGGCCAAGGGUCCGCCCGGCAAGGACUCGGAGCCGUCGGUGGACUUCGCGCAGCAUGCCCCGCCCAGUGUGCAGAAGCUCGAUCCGGAGCAGCUCAAGUGCUACAAGCUCGGCAAGCAGUGCAUCGAGGAUCUGGCCCUGCACCUUAAGUCCUUCCUCAACCUGAACAACGGCAACCUGCUGACGCGGCCCAUGCAGCGCAAGCUGGUGACGCUGGUCAACUGUCAGCUGAUGGAGGAGGAGGGACGCGUGCGGGCACUGAGAGCGGCCCGCUCCUUGGGCGAGCGCACCGUCACGGAGCUGAUUCUACAGCACCAGAAUCCGCAGCAGCUCAGCUCGAACCUGUGGGCGGCAGUAAGAACGCGCGGCUGCCAGUUCCUGGGCCCUGCCAUGCAGGAGGAGGUGCUGAAGCUGGUCCUGCUGGCCCUGGAGGAGGGCUCGGCGCUGUCCCGCAAGGUGCUGGUCAUGUUUGUGGUGCAGCGGCUGGAGCCGCAGUUCCCGCAGGCCUCCAAGACGAGCAUCGGCCAUGUGGUGCAGCUGCUCUACCGCGCCAGCUGCUUCAAGGUGUCCAAGCGGGAGGCAGACUCCUCGCUGAUGCAGCUCAAGGAGGAGUUCCGCACCUACGACGCCCUCAGGAGGGAGCACGACGCCCAGAUCGUCCAGAUAGCCACCGAGGCAGGGCUGCGGAUUGCGCCCGAGCAAUGGUCUUCCCUCUUGUACGGCGACGUGCUGCACAAGAGCCACAUGCAGAGCAUCAUCGACAAGCUGCAGACGCCGUCUUCCUUCGCCCAGUCGGUGCAGGAGCUGGUCAUCGCCCUGCAGCGCACCAGCGACCCCGCCAAGCUCUCCAAUCUGCACAAUCAUCUGAAGUACCUGGCCAACAUCGAUCCGUGCGCGGAGGUGGCCCCCUGGCAGGACGUGUCCGAGGCCCUGGACGCAGUGCGCCACUCCGUCGUGGGUCUCGUCAACUUCCUGCAGCAUCACGGCGUGCGCAAGGCCCAGGACGCAAUCGGCAGUGCGGGAGCAGCCAUCAGCAAUCCCAAGUACAAGAUCAGCCUCUGCCGGGACCUGAACGUGCGUCGAGUGUGUCCCCGCGGCGCCAGCUGCACCUUUGCCCACUCGCAGGAGGAGGUGGAGCGCUACCGAGCGCGCAACAGAGGCAAACACAUCAAGACGCCCCUGCAGGGCCCACCCCUGUUGGUCGGCGACGAGGUGCAGGUUCUCGGAGUGCCGCCCAUGAUGCCGAUGUCCCCCAUGCACUACAUGUCGUCGCCCAGAGGCUAUCUCGAUCCCAACGCCAACCUGCCAGGCCUCGGACUCUCACCUGAAGCCGCCCAUCCGCCACAGCCACCACAGCUGCUGCACCACCCCUACAUCGCGCGCCAAAUGAAUGGGCUGAUGGUGCCCGGGCGCUUCGAUCCGCGCUUCAACUACGGCCCCGGCCAGCCGAUCGCACAAUCCAGGAAUCCCUCGCCCAGGGAGUACCAGGCCAGUCCUGGCCCUGUCCCCGGGCCUCCACCACCGCUACAGCAACAGCAACAGCAGCAGCAGCAGCAGCAGCAACGCAAUCUAUCCAACCCACCGAGCUUCAAUGUCAAUAGUAACCUCCACAAGGGCUAUAUGCUUCCGGCGGAUGUGUUCCAUCCCACGGCCUAUGGCUAUGGCAGCGAGGAGAAGCUGGGCCAUCCCUGGGAGCAGCAUGCCUACCAGCAGCAACAGCAACAGCAGCAGCAGCAGCAGCAGCUCCAACAGCAGCAGCAGCCACCGUCCAGCAAGCCGAAUCCCAGCCGACCGUUGUCGAUUUUAGCCGCAACAGCUGAUACCUCAUUUUACGAAAAGAAACCGCCGAAUAACGUUAGCAUAGACAUGGACAUGGCCAAGCCCCUAGCUGGAGCUGGAGCUGGUGCAGGUGCUGGCGAAUCAGCUGGCGAUGUCCUGGAUGCCCUGCCUCUCUUCCGACGCGCCAAUAACCAUCACAGCCACAGCCACAGUCAUGGGCAGAACAACUCCUCGCUCUUCUUCGAGCGCUCCGACUCCAUACUGAAUGACGAUGGGAGCACCUUCGACAUGCCCACAGGCUCCUCCCUGCACAGUCGCUACGGCCCGAUCUGUCCGAAGAGCUCGACGGCGAGCAACUGGAACGCCUGGAUGAUGGAGAACGACGCGAGCAGCGAUCUGGGCUAUGCGGGCUACAAGGCCGACAGGAAUGAUAAUUUCAGCAGCCACAACAAGACGUCGCAGGUGUGGGGCAGGAAGCCGCAGCUGCUGUCGGAGGACAGCUUCGAGGGCGGCAUCGACAGUGGCAUGAUGCUGCAGCUGGAGAAGAACCUCGUGGACAUUGUGGAUCCCGAUGACAGCGGCAUCAAGGUGGAUUAAACCAGACUCAGCCAGAGGAGUAAUAUGCCCCCGAUGAGGGGCAGGCAGGCGGCAUAUAGUAAUAUGUAUAAUGCAAUCAUUUUACACUCACACACACCACACACACACAUCGUUAGAGGUUUGUACCGCACAGUUCAAACUCUGGUAGAAGGAAUUCUUCUGCAUGUAGCAGCGAAACAGCCAGCCCUCCGCGCUCCGAUCCGUUGUUGGAUCGGGGCGGAGCCAAA